Misgurnus anguillicaudatus (oriental weatherfish) is the source of this 3120-nucleotide messenger RNA. RefSeq names its product sec1 family domain containing 2 (gene scfd2). NCBI's taxonomy places the organism in Eukaryota, Metazoa, Chordata, Actinopteri, Cypriniformes, Cobitidae. Gene Ontology annotation, biological process: vesicle-mediated transport. The record is from RefSeq and is a predicted model, not a curated record.
GACGCCCUUAUGCCACGUCACCUUCGAGAGACUCACGUGUUGGGUUUGUUUUGAGUGGGAUUUGUUUGACAGUUCUUCUGUUUCUGGUGAUCCUCUAAACACUGACUUAUUCUAAAACGCCAAAGACUUUUGGAAACAUGUUACCCGCAGAAGGCUUCGCGCAUUUCCCCGGACAGAUGUGGGGAAAGGUGCUGUCAAAAUCCAACAAGGCUGUUGUUUUUAUGGACGAUCGGUGCGCGGAGAGUCUGCACUGGACCGGGGGAGCUUCUCUACUCUUUCAGGCUGGAGCUCGCAACAUCAAACAGUUCUCAAGUUUUGAAUCAGGCGAGAAUAACGAACCAAAAGCCGUGUUUGUGGUGAGCACCUUGCUGAAAGGCAGAACAGCAGACAUCAUCAAAGACAUCAUAGCCCUCAGCAGCUUCCAGUAUUGUGUGGUUUUCACAUCUGUUCCUCACUCUGUUCAUUUGCUGGCCAAUAAUGUGACCUCGGAUCUAGAGGGGAACCCUGUGUUUGAGCAGUUUGAGGAGAAACUGUGUGAGUGGAUGGGUGAUAUGAACUACACAGCUGAGGUCAUGUAUGCUCCCGUGGUCUUUGCUCCCCUGAGCCAGCACUUUCAUCUCCUGCCUGCUUUCUCUGAUGUUUUCCCCUUGCUGGAAGUCGAUCUUAAGUCCAUCAAUGAAAAGAAGCCAGAGAAAAGACGAUUUGGGAGUUUGAUGGGUGUGGAUAUGCACUCUCUCCCACCUCAGUUGCAGUUACAGAUUAAAUCUCUUGCAUCAGCUCUAAAUGCAUUGUUUGAGUUUAUCAACACUCGUGAGGAGUGUUACUCAGUGGGUCCCAUGAGCCGUCUGAUCGCCGGAGAGCUAGCCAGUCAUCAACAGGCUAAAAACAGAAGGAAAGCAGCCCAAAACAAAGCAUCAAUAGUGUUUGUUGACAGAACUCUUGAUCUUACAGGGGCCGUUGGACACCAUGGUGACAAUCUAGUAGAGAAAAUCCUUUCUGUGUUGCCACAGUUGCCUGGGCAUGUGACUGACAUUCAGGUGGACAUGCUUGAGCUCACACACUUGAAGCACACAGGCGACACGCAGGGGAUCCUGGCACCUGGCUGCUUGGCACAGAACCAGUCUGCCACAGCACGGUUGCUAUGGGAAACAAUGCUCGUUGCUAAGCAAAAGGAGGCAGUGUUAGAGGUGAGGAGGCAACUUGUGGAGGCAGCCAGCAAAGAAAAUCUACCUAUCAAAAUGAGUAUGGGACGCGUCACAGCUGAACAGCUAUGUCAGUACGUGCAGUUGUUUCGGGAUAGUUGGGGGGCGCUAGAGAAUCACAGCGGUGUUCUGCAGCUGGGACUGGCCGCUGCUCAAGCACUCCGCCACCCCGCCCUCUCUCGAUGGGACGCCUGCCUCGCCUUUGAGAGACUCCUUCUGCAGGCUUUGGGAGACUCUGACCUGACAGAAGUUCUGAAGCAACUUCUCCCCCUCAUCAAGUCCAGUGAAUCUAAAUCUGGUUCUGACUCCAGUGAGCUGACCAUGGAUGAUCUUCUGGUAUUGCUGGUCUAUGUGUACUCUGUUGCCCAAGAAGCGUGUCCAGGUGAUGCUAAGGAAGAUGUGGAAAGGGUGGAGAACGAGUUAAUUGGAGCUCUGACACUCAGACUGACCCAACAGACCACAUUGAGUCCUCUACUGCAAGACAUCACGGGAGUCUCCAGCCCCGAGGAAUUAACAAUGGAUAAAGCUCACUCUACCCUGGAGAAAGUGUUCAAGACACUGACGGGAAUCGGUCACGCCAGACACCACCUGAAGCAGUUCAGCUCUGUGUACAACCCCAGUGAUGGAGCACAUCAGGCUACCUACCAUCCGUUCCUUAGGCAGGUGCUAGAGGAGAUCUUCCACCCAGACAGGCGUGAAUGUCCUGAUGUAGAGCACAUGUCUGGAGGACUCACUGACCUUCUCAAGACUGGCUUCAGCAUGUUCAUGAAGGUCAAUCGACCCCACCCAGGUGAUCAUCCGCUCUUGUUUCUCUUCCUUGUGGGUGGAGUCACACCAUCUGAACUCCGCCUCAUUCGCGAAGUUGUUUCCAGCCACAAGUCAGGCACUCAGGUACUAGUAAUGUCCACUAGAUUGCUGAGACCUUCAGAUGUUCCUCACUUACUCUUUAACACAGACAGACUCAAACCUGACAUCGGAGUAUGAAGGAACUUAACGCAUACACUCGCACAGUUCUUUGGCUGUUGAAUACAUUCAGUCCAACCCAAGAUCUUUACCCACCUAGUGUGUCUGGGUUACUGAGCUAUCUGAUCUGAAUAGUUUUUAGGAUAUUUAAGUGAAAGCAAUCAUUAAAAAUUAUUUAGACACAUAUACAACAAGCUCUUGUUUUUUCUUCCCAUUCCAAAACUUUUACAUGUUGUUGCAUGCGACCAAUGACCCUAAAAUAUUGUUUGAUACUUAAGUAAAAUCAUGUGUGUGUUAUUUCAAUCUUUGUUCAAUCUGUUGCCAACACUGUGUGUGCACGUUUUUUCAUCACAUAAUGUGAGAGAGUAAAAUGUGCAAGAUUUGCACUCAUUUACAUAUUAACAUUACAAACUUGAGUAUACGGACAAGCAUAAAGAGAUUCUGCACUUUGAUGCUCAGUACAUUUUCCCCUCAUCUUUCACCUAAUUCAGCAGUGUUGUGGAGCAUGUUGGUGACAGGUAGUGACAGAUGGAAAGAGGGCAGAGGUCAAAAAAAGAUGGGAGAUCUUUUCAAAUAUCUCUUUUAUUCUCUCACUUUGGGUAGUUUCCAUUCAUACAUGAUCAUCCCUAUUCCCCAAGGCUUUUACCACCAAAGUCAGUGAUUGUAGAUCCGAAAAAAAAAGGUUGUUCGGAAAACACUUUUAAAUAUUGUUUUGUAGGAAAUUCUGUUUGAAACAAAGUUACAACAUGACAUGAUUCUUUUUUUAAAGUAGAUUCUGUAGCCAGAUGAAUCCAUUGCAUUGUGUAGGCCCAACACUAUGUAUUUCUUUAUUUUUCAUUGUCAGAUUUGCAUAUUGGGCUCUUUGAGUGUUUGAUGUUUUGUUUUCUUUAUAAUCCUUGAAUUGGUUAUGUGAUUGUCAUGAAACAUUUACCUGGCAAAUAAAUUGUUGUCUGGA